Syngnathus typhle (broad-nosed pipefish) is the source of this 4379-nucleotide messenger RNA. It is a transcript of the gene dlgap2a, whose product is annotated as discs, large (Drosophila) homolog-associated protein 2a. Gene Ontology annotation, molecular function: molecular adaptor activity. Gene Ontology annotation, biological process: signaling. Gene Ontology annotation, cellular component: postsynaptic specialization; glutamatergic synapse. The record is from RefSeq and is a predicted model, not a curated record. The transcript has 12 exons. Lineage: Eukaryota; Metazoa; Chordata; Actinopteri; Syngnathiformes; Syngnathidae. The coding region runs from base 32 to 3205 and encodes 1057 amino acids.
GUCUUUCCCAACUGAUACAGGCUAAGAGGAUAUGCUUCAUGGCAGCAUAAUGAGAAUGACUCAGUCAAUCAGCGACCAUCAGUAUUCAUGGUCAACCUCGCCGUACUUCGAUGAGGAAAGCUACUCCCCUCCACGCAAAAACAUGAAGGGUCUCUCCGGUGGCCGUCCCGCCCACCUCCAGCUCACCUCUCCCACCUCAGCCCACACAUGUGGCUUUGGAGAUGUUGACCAUUCCCUGGAGCAUCAUUCACGGCCCCCGUCCUACCUCCUCAGCCCCACCGAGAGCUGUCCCCUUGAAGGUCGCCAUCGCUUCUCCCCGAGGAGUUCCAUCCACUCGGAGUGCAUGGUGAUGCCGGUGUCCAUGGCGCCCACCGAUCACUCUGUCGCAUGUAGCACUUUUCCACGUAUGCAUUACGGAAGCGCGUCGCGGGAAAGCGGAGGUAAAACCUCCGGCGGCAGGGAUGACGGUUGCUCAUCCUCGUACGGCGGCAGCGGCAAAAUGAACCGAAUCCCAGCCAAUCUACUGGACCAAUUUGAGAAGCAGAUGCCGCUUCACCGAGAUGGUUUCCACACAUUGCAGUACCAACGCACAUCCACCACAACAACGACCACAGAACCGCGCAAUGAAAGUCCCGGGAGGAUCCGUCACCUCGUUCACUCGGUGCAGAAGCUUUUCACAAAGUCACACUCCCUGGAAGGUUCCUCCAAGAUGAACGGUACCAAAAACGAUUCGCAUCGGGAUGGCUCGCACCAUCAUCACCACCACCAAGGCCACCACAAACACAGCAAGCGCAGCAAGAGCAAAGAUCGCAAAGGUGACGGGAGCGGGAGGCAGCGUUCCGGAGGUUGGUGGAGUUCCGACGACAACUUGGACAGUGACAGCACAUACCGACCGCUGAGUGUUAUGUCGCGACACCCUGUGGACCAAAUCAGUCAAUGCUACCCUGAUUCUAUGCACAGCCACUUAACCGGAGACCUGUCGCUAAAGACUUCCAAAAGUAACAACGACGUCAAGUGCUCGGCGUGUGAGAGCAUGACACCGGAGGGCAAGUUCAUGAAGAGGAGCUCCUGGUCCACGUUAACAGUCAGCCAAGCCAAGGAGGCCUACAGGAAGUCUUCGCUUAAUUUGGAGAAACCCAUGACCCCAACAGACCUCAAGUCCAACCUCAGGCCGUGUCACUAUCUUCAGGUUCCACAGGAUGAGUGGGCAGGAUAUCCCGGAGGCGAAAAGGACGACGAGAUUCCUUGUCGUCGCAUGCGCAGCAGCAGCUACGUCAAAGCCAUGGGGGAUGAAGAGAGCGGCGAGUCGGAUUCAAGCCCCAAGACAUCACCCCAGAAAUCAGUGCGACCAGAUGCCCUCAUAAAGGCCAUCAUCAGACCCAGAGAGCUGUUGGACUCUCAGAGUCAGAGCUACCACUUGCAAACAGCCAUGCACCCAAGCAUUGCUCUGGACCCCGCUGCACACUACAACUCCCCCAAGUUUCGCUCCAGGAACCAGAGCUACAUGCGGGCAGUCAGCACUCUCAGCCAGGCCAGCUGUGUGAGCCAAGUGAGCCAGGUCAGCGAAACUGAAAUAAAUGGCCAAUUUGAAUCAGUCUGUGAGUCUGUGUUCAGCGAGGUGGAAUCACAGGCCAUGGAUGCAUUGGACUUACCCGGAUGUUUUCGAACGCGGAGCCACAGCUACCUACGAGCCAUCCAAGCCGGCUACUCUCAAGAUGAUGAGUGCAUCCCUCCCAUGGCCUCCACUCUCACAUCCACUAUCAGAUCUACCACAGGCAUCCAAUUCUGCCUUUCGUUUAACUGCAUUCGUAUUGACUGGACACCCCACCCCCAGCCAGCCAUCAGCUACACACCAAGCUACAAGAAGCCCCCUCCACCCGUCCCGCCCCGCACCACCUCCAAACCCCUCAUCUCCAUCACAGCCCAAAGCAGCACAGAAUCCACCCAGGAUGCCUACCACGAAGGGAGGCACCUCCACGGCGGGAUGUGGGGCUCCGAUGGCCUGACCCUGGGCCUGAACCCUGGCAGAGCCCUCUAUAACUCAGUUGACAGCCUGGAUAGCGCCAAGGCUGUAACAAUAGCCAUGGAGGCAGCUGGGGUCAUGGCUGGAAAGAGACACCCGUCCACAGACAGCCACAGCUCGGUACUCACCUGCGACAAGGCCAUCCUGGUGUCUAAGGCUGAGGAGUACCUGAAGACACCUCGGUCCUCCAUAGGGAUCCAGGUGGAGGCUGCAACAGACUCGGAAUCCGAAAGCAAAGGCUCCAGGGAAUACCAUUCAGUUGGGAUCCAGGUGGAGGAUGACAAGAAAGGACAAGGCCGGUUCAAGCGCUCCAACAGCGUGACAACAGCAGUGCAAGCCGACAUGGAGUUGGAGGUCUUCCCCACUAUGGAAGACAAAGGCUUGCAGUUCGGCGGGGGCUUCCAGCGUCACUCAGAGCCCAGCACGCCCACCCAGUAUGGAGCCGUGCGAACCGUACGCACUCAGGGGCUCUUCAGUUACCGUGAGGACUACAGGACCCCAGCUGAGCCCCCCAGUCCCAGAGAGACCACAAGUGAGCCCACGUGGCAGCUGGAGCCCCCCUCGCCACAAGAGAAUACAGUCACAUCUGGUGAGUCGGGGCGUAGCUCCCCUUCUCUGAGGAGAGACGGGAGCUGGUUCAUGCAGCUGCUUCAUACUGAGACCAAGAGGAUAGAGGGCUGGUGUAAAGAGAUGGAGGCAGAAGCUGAAGAAAAUGAUCUGUCAGAAGAGAUCCUGGGAAAAAUCCGAAGUGCCGUGGGGAGCGCUCAGCUGCUCAUGUCGCAGAAAUUCCAGCAGUUUUAUUGGCUCUGUCAGCAAAAUCUAGACCCCAGUGCCAUGCCGCGGCCUACCUCACAGGACCUGGCUGGGUUCUGGGACCUGCUGCAGCUCUCCGUUGAUGACGUCACUUUGAAGUUUGACCAACUGCAGCAGAUCAAGAGCAACAACUGGAGGCCAGUAGAUAGUCCAGACAAGAAGCCUCUUGCUCCAGUACCAAAGAAGACAAUUCGACAGAAGAGUCUGGUAACAAGGGAAAAGUCCUUGGACCUCCCCGACAGGCACCGGCAGGAGGCGCGUCAACGGCUGAUGGCAGCCAAGCGGGCGGCUUCCUUCCGCCAGAACUCUGCCUCGGAGCGAGCGGACAGCAUCGAGAUCUAUAUUCCCGAGGCUCAGACUCGACUUUGAGAAGUUAGGUUCAAGGGAAACUUGUCUCCCUGCUCAGCUCGCCUUUUUUUCUAGACUUCUCUUUUCUCCUUUAUUUAUUAGGGCCAUCUUUAAAGCCAUCCUCAGUGACCCUCGCCAAUGCCAUCGGCCUGUAGGAUGUGCCUCACGUCCCCAAGUUAGUAGAGCUCUAUGAUGGGCACGGGUUGACUAGUUUUCUCACUGAUAAUCCGAUUACCACACUCACAUACCGCAUCGCUUUUCGUUCAGUGUUUUUCCAACAUUUGCAAAGUGCCAUUUUAAAAGUGUAGCUUUGGGAAGCCUAUUGGCAACCAAGCCUUUGAGCUACAAAGAAUAUUUUCAAUAGAUUGAGGAAACCUACAACUCUUUAAAUUUUUCAGUAAUUGACUUUUAUUUCCCAAACCUAAUGUGAAUUGUUAAAAGUGCCAAUGCUUCAAAUACCUCAGUCAAUGAGCCCCGGCCGUGUUGGAAAUGCAGCUCUUUUUUUCUUCUUCUUUUUUAAUUAAAUCGGAUGGUCAUUUUUCAUGGGAUUAAUUGUUGGAAAAAUGACCUCAUCAUGCACAUUAUAAACACCUCUUCUGAACAUCUGCUGUUACAAACUAUCAAAUAUUGACAUUGACGUCAUUGCAGUAGGAAAAAUUGGUUUUGUCCUUAGAUGAAAAUACGUUGAUUGCACUAAUGCACUUAUUACAAAUUCCACGUUUCAGAAGGGAAAUGUACAUAACUGAAGGUAACAAUAGUUUUUUUUUUCUUCCCCUCAAUAUGAAUUUUAAACUUUUUUUUUCCACCAUGUCCAUAGUUCACACCUCAUCUAAUUGUUUUUGACAAAACCAGUUUUAUUUUAUUUCACCAUAAUUCACAGUGCUAAUGCGUAGGCAAAUUGUAUCCUUCGGCAGAUUAUGUUACGGAAAAUUCCUGGUGGUUUAUAUUAUUUUAGUUUUUGUUAAAGUCUUACCAAGUCGUAAGAUAACCAUAAAGUAACCCUCAUGUAAGAGCAAAAUGAUCAAUUGUAAAAGCGAUUCCCACAUUAUAAAGGACAUCUUGCACAAUCAGUACAAUUCAAUAAAAUGGAACAUCAAGAUUAAAAUUCUCCCCUUACAAAGAUAAGGUUCGGUGUCAAAGACACAAUUGGUUUAUCAUUGUGUUUAUUCUUGUUUCAAGAGAAAUACAGUGUGAA